AUGUCGACGGCUGCACAACUUCAACUUCCUGAAGAGACGUUCCAGCAUCUGAAGCAGGAAUUAAGCGCCAAAUUGGCGGAGAUGAACGUGACGGAGGAUUCCGAGUAUGUUGCGGAGUUUAUUCUAGUGUUGAUCUCCAACGACAAGAGCCCCAUGAACAUUAUGGAGGAGUUGAGCGCGCUUUUUGGCGAUAUAAUCACGCUUGAGUUUAUCCAGAGUGUUUUUGGCGAGAUCCAGAGGCUCAGGAACCCAAAUUUCAGCGCACAACCAGCGGAACCAGCACAGCAACCUGUUGCGCCAGAACCUACCGAGAAACAACAAGUCAGAUUUGACGAUGGGUCUGAGUCUGAUGGAAUGGAGGGUGUGAACCGCAGUGCCCCUCCUUCGGGACCUCGUUCGUUUGCAAACCGCAAAGGUGGAGAAGGUAUCUCGAAGUCAUCUCACAGUAAUGGAAAGAAGAACUUUGCCUUGAAAAAUCAACAGAAUUUCCUUCAGGCAAUGAACAUGGCCAUGACAGGCAACGGACAGGUGAGCAAUUUUGCUACACGUAAGGCGAACGGAAGGUGUAAAGAUUUUCCUCAUUGUCCUUUGAAGAACUGUCCGUUCAUGCAUCCUACAAAGCCAUGUUUUGCGUUCCCAAACUGUCCAAAUGCGCCGGGAACUUGCAGUUACUUGCAUCCUGGCGAGGAUGACGAGCUGAUUGCAGAGAUCGAGAAAACGAGACAAGAAAGACUUUCCAAGCUACAGAGCAACGGAAACCCACACAGAAUGAACCACGGUCCGAAGGUUGCUGGAAUCACGCUGUGCAAGUUCGGUGCUGUGUGUCAGAAAGAGGACUGUCCGUUUGGACAUCCUACGCCGGCCAAUAAAGACGCUAAAGUGAUCAUUUUACAAUGGUGUAUUGAUAACAAAAAUUGUGCCAACCCGGAGUGUCAAAAAGCGCACUCUUCGCCAAAUUACAAGCCGAACGAGACUCAGCAGGCCUCUGCGGGUCCGGAGAAGACGUUGGAGCAGUGCAAGUUUGGAGCCCUCGUCAGCGUAGACAUCCAAAGGAGAGUCGGAAAGAGCAAACUCCUUCCACAAGUUAGGAGUCAAGAAACCGUAAGUAGAACCGAUGGCAGCGAAACAAGCCUUCAAGGUGUUCUCGGUAGUUCUGGUGGAACCGGAGGAGGUGGUGUAGAUGUCCUCGAUACCAGCAAAUUGCAAGAUGGUCUUGACAGCUGGGGAGGCAACGAUACCGGAACCUCUUGGAGCAGGAAUCAAUCUAACGUUGACGGAACCACACUUACCAGAACACUUGUUAGCGAUGGAGUGAGGAGCACCAAGGUUGGAUCCCCAGUAACCUCUUCUGACUGGAAUCAAGGCCAACUUGGCGAUGAUGAUGGCACCUCUGAUGGCAGUGGCCAACUCCUUGGCAACCUUGAUACCAAGACCAACGUGACCGUUGGAGUCACCAACAACAACAACAACCUUCAUUCUGGUUCUUUGACCAGCUCUGGUCUGCUUUUGCACAGAAAGAACCUUCAUCACCUUGUCCUGGAGACCUGGAACAAGCUCGUCGAUGAUUUGGUACUCUUUCACUGGCAAAGAGUGGAGGUAAAUCUCCUCAAUAGAAGAAAUCUUCUUGGCCUUCACGAGUCUUCCGAGCUUGGUGACUGGAACCCAGCUCUUCUCCUCAUCUUGACCUCUUCUGCCUCUUCUUGGGCCUCUUCUUGGACCGCCUUGUCUUGGAGCACCGGACAUGUUUAA
Molecule: messenger RNA, 1749 nt
Organism: Ogataea philodendri
Lineage: Eukaryota; Fungi; Ascomycota; Pichiomycetes; Pichiales; Pichiaceae
Exons: 2
Coding region: 1-1749 (582 amino acids)
Biological process (GO): regulation of mRNA stability
Cellular component (GO): cytoplasm; nucleus
Molecular function (GO): zinc ion binding; poly(A) binding
Source: RefSeq, a predicted model, not a curated record